AGGACGCAAACAGACCCUUCUAGAUUUUCUACGAUAGGGUCUCUGAAUUAUAAUAAAAGUAGCUCUGACAAUGUAAACUUCGUGAGAGUUACUCCUCUGUUGUGGACAGAAUUAACGUUCGCCUUACAGUGGGGUUUCUUAAACCUGGAUUAACUGAUGAUCCAAAAAUCCUCCCCUUCCUAGUUCACCUUAAAUCUCUAUUGAUCAUUUGAUUUCGCAGUGGCAGGUGCUCUAAAAGUUUGCCACGCACAUUUUAAAAUCUACAAUGGACUUGCUCAUGAAUGUCCAAUUCUGUCUUCCAGCUUGCCAAGACGUAUGGAUCUGUGUUCAAAGUAUAUUUUGGUACCAAGAAAAUCAUUGUCUUAGCAGGGUACAAAACAGUGAAACAAGCACUUGUUAACUAUGCUGAGGAAUUUGGGGAAAGAGAAAUCAAUCACACAUUCAAGUUUGCUGAGGAACAUGGAAUCUUGUUUUCUAAUGGGGAGAACUGGAAAGAGAUGAGACGUUUUGCUUUAACAAACCUUCGAGACUUUGGAAUGGGCAAGAGAGGCAGUGAAGAGAAAAUCACUGAGGAAAUCCAAUACCUUAAAGAAGUGUUUGAGAGCUUUGGAGGAAAACCAUUUGACACAACUGAACCAAUGAACUAUGCUGUCUCCAACAUCAUCUCAUCCAUUGUGUAUGGAAACAGAUUUGAGUACAGUGAUCCUCAAUUCAAAGAAAUGGUCAAAAGGGCAAAUGAGAAUGUCAGGAUUGGUGGGUCAGCUUCUAUGCGAAUCUUCAACAUACUUCCCUGGAUAGGUCCAUUCUUGAAAAGCAGAAGAACACUCCAUGCGAAUGGUGAGAAAAACAAGAAGCAGGUUCGUGAGCUGGUGAAUGCAUAGAAACCUGUAUGCAAGAAAAAAUGCAGUCCAACCGCAUCUCAUGACUGAUAAGAAUUGUAAAUGUUAGCUUUGUGAUUUCUGGUCUCCUAGCAAUCAGGACAGAAAAACUCUCGUUUCAGUGAGAAGAAUCUUAUCGCCACAGUGAUGAAUCUUUUUGUUGCUGGCACUGACACCACUAGCACAACACUGCGCUGGGGGAUGCUGCUUAUGGCUAAGUACCCUCACAUACAGGUUCGGGUCCAUGAGGAGAUUGACAGGGUGAUUGGAGGUCGUCAGCCAGUGGUGGAGGACAGGAAGAACUUGCCUUACACAGAUGCAGUGAUCCAUGAAAUCCAGAGACUGGCCAAUAUAAUUCCCAUGAGUCUACCCCACACCACCAGCUGGCGCAGGGUGUGCCUGGGAGAAAGCCUGGCCAGGAUGGAGCUCUUCCUCUUCUUCAGCUCCCUCCUGCAGCACUUCCGCUUCACUCCUCCACCAGGGGUGUCAGAGGAUCAGCUGGACCUCACAGGUGUGGUUGGGAUUACAGUGAACCCCUCUCCCCACAAGCUUUGUGCAGUGAAACGGACCUAAUCAAAGGAAGAUAAGCAAGGCAAUAAUACUUCAGAGGAUAGGAAAAAGCCUAUUUUUCAUUUUACUUUAUCUUGAUGGAUGUAAAAAAUCCUGAAACCUGUAUAAUAUUACCACAAUUCACUUUUCUAAACGUUAUGUCCUACCUGAAGGAGAACAAUCUCUGAAAUAAUUUAUCAAUCUAGCUUUUAUGGUAGAGUGGCUAGAUGGAAGCCACUCAGGUAAAAUGCAUAGGAUUGACACUUAAAGGACUCUGAAAGCAUGAGGGAAAAGAGUAUUUGUUCUGAUGAGACAAAAAUGAAACUUUUUGGACUGAACAAUACCUGACAACCUGGUAUUGCUCAUCGACUGGUAAUACUGUCCCUACAGUGAAGCAUGUUGGUGGCAACAUCAUGACAUGGGGGCGCUUCUCAGUGGCAGGGACUUUGAGACUGGUCACAACUGAGGGAAGUAUGAAAGCAGUAAAGUACAGAGAUGUUCUUGAAGAAAAUUGCUCCAAUGAGCAUGACAAUGAACUGAAGAAUACAGCCAAGCCAUUGAUGGAGAGACUUAGGGACAAGUCUCUGAACAUUCUUCACCGGCACAGCCAAAGCUCAGACUUGAAGCCACUGUGGAGAGAACUGAAGAUGGCAGUUCACAGUUCCCAAUCAAAUUUGAUUGAGCUUGAAAGGAUCUGCCAGGAAGAAUUGGAGAAACUGCCCAAAUUCAGGUGUGCAAAGUUUAUUCAAGAAGAGUCAGAGCUAUAAUUGUUGCCAAAGGUGUUGCUACAAAGUAUUGAAUAAAGAGUCUGAAUUCCAACUAUUUAAAAAAAGGGUGCUAUUUGAAUAUAAGCUGAUGUUCUGUUGUUGUGCUCUCCUUUCUAGAGCCAGAGUUAUUACUGCACCUAGCGCUAACAGAGGUACAUGCUCCCUCCAGUGGAGGAAGAACAGCAGUAAGUGACAGACAGUUAGCAGAUAGCAGAGAGUUAAUGACAGCGUUGCAAAAUUGGACUAGCCUCCAAGAUCUUGUUUUAUAGCAAAUAAUCAGAAUUAAUGUAAUACAUUUCUGUAAACAAAGGCAAAGUUUCAGGGAACACACUGUAUCUAUGAUGUACAGAACCAUUUACAUUGUAAGAUAUAUUACAAUGAUGAUAGGGAGGGGGAUUAUGGAGUGGAUAAUGUCCGUACGUCAGCCUUAUUUCCCAUGCAAAAGGUUAAGCAAAAGAAGAAAAUUGUGUCUCCCUUUUCCAGUACCUGAAAAUUUUGGGUUAGUUUCAGGACUUUUCAGGACAGGGAACGCACCCUCUGUGUCGAACACAGUUGAACAAAGGUAUAUCUAUAACUGCACAAAAUGAGCUGGUAAACUGUAUGCUGCAUGACUAUAUGUUGUUGACUCUCAACUACAAAUUAUGUGGGUUCUAGAUAGUAGCCUAUAGCAUAAGUCAACUUAAUUUUGUUUGAGGCUAUGUGUGAGUUAUUAAUGUUGUACUGCCCCACCAAAAUCUAUGCCCACCAGCUGCACCUGAUCACAAACCCUUAGAAAUUUAAAGACAUUUAUCAAUACAUUUUCUUUAAUGAGAUCAAGGUCUGUUUCCAGAAGAAAGGAGGCCUAGAGUGGGGCUUAGAGUGACCAAUCAUAGCCAAAGGAACAUGCUUCUUAUACUUGCCCCCAAAGUUUAAAAUUUCCGAUUGACUCACAAGCAGAGUGUAGCUCUUAAAAGGGAGGGAAAGUGAAGCGUGCGUGCCUCAGUGCUCAUGCGCAGAAGUUUCUCUGCAGUCUUGAUUAACUUCUCCAUAUUUCCAAACAGCUUUAUUUGUGUUCAAUUCAAAACACCUCAUGCUCUCUGUUAAUGUGCACGCUCUGUGACACUGUUCCACGCACUGUUCCAGGUCAGUCAUGCUUGUGCUCCCUGUUAAAGAUACUACUUAAAUACCAUAUAUCUACUUCACUGAAAAUAUUCAUAGAGUGAGCAUGGGGCGGCAUGAUUCCAGAACCAAUGUUCCUCUAUUAGUGUUUGCUGCAGUUCCCGUUAUUUGAUCAGCAGGUGUAAUUAUAACACUUAUGGAGCUACAUGGGCACAUACCUAUCAAAUAGCAACAUAAAAAAAAAUGUUGGUGACUAAAAGAGGUAAUUAGUAUUUCAAUGGAAUUUAAAAUGCAUUUUAAAAAAUAAAAUGUAAAAUUUAAAGUGUAUUUGAGUUGUGACUGAGGGUUACAUGAAGAUUGACAUUUGCUGAAAAUGCCAUAUGGACAAGCUGCUACCGCAGCUAAGCUCGUAGUUCAUUUAAUAUAACACUUUCAAUGGAGUUUUACUGGACAUUGGAAUUGUAUUAUAUCUUUUUGUCCUGCGAGUUUCAUGUCUGACAGCCACCUCUCGCCUGCAACUUUUACACUGGAUCCCGUAGUUCUUUAAUACAAACACAUGUCUAAAACAAAUUAGUUUGCAUGUUAAUUAACUGUCACAUUAAUCUAAUGAGUUAAGCCCCAAUAUCACCAUUUAUUCAUUAUUCAGCCUCAACUGAUACUAUAUCACUGAGACACAAUUGAAAUAUCUGAAGGUGCAUCUCAAUACAAUAUGUAAAACUUGCCUGUUGUAAGGCUGAAUAUAUGUUCUUAAGACCUAAAUCCAUAGAUAGCAAUUGCCCAUGAUGUAUGUUGCAUCAUUUAUUUCCCUUACAGCAGAUGUGUCUUUUUAAACACUGGCAUUACGCAAACUACAAAGUGGCCACUGAGUGGGUGUCUAAUAAGAGAAGCUCAAACAUACGUUUAAAUGUUAUGUUUGAUAACAUUCUGGUAUAUUGUCCAUAGCUAGACAGUUCAAUAAAAUCUUGCACUUUUGCAAAUUGCAAAACUGAGUCCUUGAAUUUGCUCCACCUAACAAGACUGGAGUAAAGGUAAACCCUAAACUGACUGACAACUCUUGAGCUGUGCUGUAUCAGCAUUCAUAUAUUUCCUACCAGCAUUCUACUCACAGGACAUUAAAAUGAAACAUUAGCCCAAGUGCAAAGAGUGGCAUAGGUCAUGGAGCUUAGAGACACAAUGCACUACAAAGACUGGUGAAAGUGAAAAACAGUAGUAACUGAUAACAUUAUAGAUAAUUUUGUAGAAGAAUUAGAAAUCUUCAUUUUUAAACCUUGCCACCUUUGCAUUUGCAGAGUGUGGGUGUUGAGUGAAUUAAUGUUUAUGUUUUUAAAUGAAAUUAUGUAGUAUUUUCUGCAGAAUUAUGGUUUAAUGUAGUAAUUUUCAUUAAAUGCUUUAUUCUGGCCAGGGUCAUGCUGGGGUAUAUCCUGGGAACACUUGGUGCAUGGCAGGAAUCUACACCUGAGUGGUGUGUUUUUCAGUGAGUGGUGGCAAGCAUAAACAGGGGAGAAGAGAACCAUGAGAGAGAGAGCUGAGCAGCACAGAGCCGAAUGUACAUGUGUUUGAAUCUGUGUGGUAGAAAAAAAUUGCUGAAAAGUGAAGAGAAUAGUGAGAGAAAAUAAAGAACCUCUUUUAGUUGUCUCAAGCCUGCCUCCCGUCUCCUCAUUUCCAGUCCAACCUGUAAGAGUGUCAGACUGGUGGGUAUGGGAGUAAGGCCUGGGCCAGUCUGCUGGCUUUGCAGGAAACCUGGGCAUUUCCAGGACCAAUGCCACGUGAUGGAGGUGGAGGCAUUGGUCCGGGUCCCUCACGCUCCACAGACCACCCUGAUCAAGCUGGGACAUAGUGUAUACCAGUGAGUAUUCAAGGGGGUACAUACCAUGCAUUAGUGGAUUCAAGCUGCAACCAAACCUCAAUUCACCAGUAUCUGGUAUAAGGUGAGGCACUGGGAACAGCAUGCUGGGUAAGCUGAUUGUUGUAAACCACACUGAUGCUUUUUUGAGGUCAGAUUAAAUUUUUUUUUUAUCAUAACUUUGUUGAAUAUAGUGGCAAUAAUCUGACAUGGAUAAAAGGGAACUGAGAUCUUAUGUUCUGUACCGUUGAAUUAAUCUUGACUAAUAUGUAUUAAUUACCAUUUCUUUUCUUUGUUUCAUUAUUUUUUUAAAUUAAAUUUGCCUUAAGAAAGAAUGGACUAAAUAUUUUGUCAUCGAAGGCGGUCAUCCUGUUCAUAUGCUGUUUAUGGAUCCCUAUGUAAACAUUUAGUAAUGUAAAGUGCUCACUUUGUGCACAAGAGCAUUGUCAUGCUGGAACAUGCAAAAACUAUAACAGCAAAGGCUAGGCCCCUUAGUUUCAGUGUUUCCCAAUUACUAGCUGGAUAUCACAUAGCCAAAUCAAAACCUUU
Messenger RNA from Pangasianodon hypophthalmus (striped catfish), 5684 nucleotides. Its product is annotated as cytochrome P450 2K3. The transcript has 6 exons. Gene Ontology annotation, cellular component: intracellular membrane-bounded organelle; cytoplasm. Lineage: Eukaryota; Metazoa; Chordata; Actinopteri; Siluriformes; Pangasiidae. Gene Ontology annotation, molecular function: heme binding; oxidoreductase activity, acting on paired donors, with incorporation or reduction of molecular oxygen, reduced flavin or flavoprotein as one donor, and incorporation of one atom of oxygen; iron ion binding. Gene Ontology annotation, biological process: xenobiotic metabolic process. The record is from RefSeq and is a predicted model, not a curated record.